Aspergillus wentii DTO 134E9 is the source of this 713-nucleotide messenger RNA. RefSeq names its product putative cytosolic Cu/Zn superoxide dismutase. The coding region runs from base 109 to 687 and encodes 192 amino acids. Gene Ontology annotation, biological process: superoxide metabolic process. The record is from RefSeq and is a predicted model, not a curated record. Gene Ontology annotation, molecular function: metal ion binding. The transcript has 3 exons. NCBI's taxonomy places the organism in Eukaryota, Fungi, Ascomycota, Eurotiomycetes, Eurotiales, Aspergillaceae.
CUUUCAUAAUCGCGUAUACCGCUCCAUCAAGCUAUCUUGCAACGAAUCGCACACAUACAUUAGAUUAAACAACUUCACUUCAUCGACAAAUCUUCCACGUCCGCCAACAUGCAGCUCAGCCUAUCUACUGCUGUAUUUGCUGGGCUUUGCCUCUCCCUCUCCGCUACCGGGCUUCCUACAGACAAAAUUUCUGCGCCGAUCAUAAUGGACAACAGCCCGAAUGUUGUAUACGAGGCAACCUUGCAGGAUACCAAGAACACCACUGUUCGAGGAUGGCUCACUCUCUGGGCACCACCGAGCAAAGUGGGAGUCAAAGUCCAUGCUGAUUUUUGGGGGCUUCCGGAUGGAGAGCCUUUAUUUUAUCACAUCAACGAGCAUCCCGUAUCCAAGGACGGCAACUGCUACAGCACUGGCGGACGGCUCGAUCCCUACAAGCGUGGAGAAACCCCUGGCUGCGAUACAUCCAAGCCUCACACCUGCCAAGUUGGUGAUCUGUCUGGAAAGCACUCACCACUUUACACCGGCAAGGGUGAAUCAUAUGAGAUUGAAUACACCGACCUCUUUCUUUCGACGGACCCAAAGAAGCUUGCCUUUUUUGGUAAUCACUCGGUUGUUGUCCAGUAUUCCAAUGGUACAAGGCUGAACUGUGCCAACUUUAAGCUGGCACGUCACCAGAGCUUACGGUAGAUUAUCUUUCGAAGGAGGGCAAACUG